AUGAACUCACCAGCUGCUCCUGCGCUGUACAUUCAUCGUGAAGCCAAAACAUACACGGUCACUGAUACCACCAAGCACACAUACGAGCUUCUUCCAAAGUACCACCGACUUGACGAUGGCACACCCGACUACUUGCGUAUGAUUCUCGGCGCACACCUGUACGACCUGGCGCGACAGACGCCUCUUGUCGCAGCGACACAACUUUCGAAGCGCAUGGGAUGUGAGAUUCUGCUGAAGCGCGAUGACUUGCAGCCCGUGUUUAGUUUCAAGCUACGUGGCGCCUACAACAUGAUGCGACAGCUCGAAGAUACACGAAAAUGGAAGGGCGUGAUUGCAUGCAGUGCUGGAAAUCAUGCGCAGGGUGUGGCUAUGGCUGGGGCACAUCUUUCGAUCCCAUGCACAAUUGUCAUGCCGCGAGGCACACCCAGCAUCAAGUGGGAGAACGUCCAGCGCCUGGGUGCGAAGGUCGUAUUUCAUGGCGCCAACUUUGACGAGGCAAAGGCUGAGUCCAUGCGCCUUGCUGAGGCUUAUGGCUUGACGAUGAUCCCCCCCUUUGAUCAUCCACAGGUGAUUGCUGGUCAAGGCACGGUGGCCGUCGAAAUCUGCAGCCAGACCGACAUGGAGAAAGUCGAUGCAGUGUUUUGUGCGAUUGGCGGCGGUGGCCUGUUGAGUGGCGUCGCUGCUUACAUCAAGCGAGUUGCACCGCCACAUGUAAAGGUGAUCGGCGUCGAGACGUAUGAUGCCGACGCCAUGGCACAAAGUAUGGAGAAAGGUGAGCGCGUGGAACUCGCGGAUGCAGGCCUGUUUAGUGACGGCACGGCUGUGCGGCUCGUUGGCGAUGAGACUUUCCGCGUAUGCAACUCGCUCGUCGAUGCUGUGGUGCGUGUAUCGAAUGAUGAGAUUUGCGCCGCCAUCAAAGACGUAUUCGAGGACACACGUGCUAUCACUGAGCCAGCAGGUGCUUUGGCUGUGGCAGGCAUGAAACGAUAUAUUGCAUUACAGGGCGCGGAUGCAACGAGUCGUCGCUUUGUCGCAGUAGUGAGUGGUGCGAACAUGAACUUUAGCCGCUUGCGCUUCGUCUCGGAGCGUGCGGAACUUGGUGAGCAGCGUGAGGCCAUCAUGUCAGUAACGAUUCCCGAUGUGCCUGGAAGUUUCUUGCAGCUAAACAAACACAUUUAUCCGCGUGACAUUACAGAGUUUUCAUACCGCUCGAAUGGCUCGUCCCAAGCGCGUAUCUUUGCAUCAUUCCUCUUAAAAGGCACCGUGCCGGCUUCGGAAGAGAAUCCGAUUGUGUCCAGUACGAAGCCACCAGUGGCGGUAUCGAACUUGCGCGAACUCGAGAUCCAGGGCAUUCUUGAGGGACUCAGAAAAGACGGCAUGCAUGCUGAAGACAUGAGUCAUAACGAGCUUGUCAAAGCGCAUUCCCGUUACUUGAUUGGUGGUCGUGCCAUCGUGCCACACGAACGUCUUUUCCGCUUCCAGUUCCCAGAACGACCUGGCGCUCUGCAGCGCUUCCUGACCGGCAUUGAUGCCGGUUGGAAUAUUUCUCUGUUUCACUAUCGUUGUGAAGGCGGUGACGUGGCGCGAGUGUUGGCUGGCAUCCAGGUCCCUCCAGAAACAGGCGCCAAAUUCGAUCAAUUCUUGGAGGAACUCAAUUAUGCGUACGUCGAAGAAACACAAAAUCCUAUAUACAUGCAAUUCCUACUAGCAAAUAACCCGUAA
Molecule: messenger RNA, 1722 nt
Organism: Malassezia globosa CBS 7966
Lineage: Eukaryota; Fungi; Basidiomycota; Malasseziomycetes; Malasseziales; Malasseziaceae
Exons: 1
Coding region: 1-1722 (573 amino acids)
Biological process (GO): L-serine catabolic process; L-threonine catabolic process
Molecular function (GO): L-serine ammonia-lyase activity; threonine deaminase activity; pyridoxal phosphate binding
Source: RefSeq, a predicted model, not a curated record